Molecule: messenger RNA, 756 nt
Organism: Entamoeba invadens IP1
Lineage: Eukaryota; Evosea; Mastigamoebida; Endamoebidae
Exons: 1
Coding region: 1-756 (251 amino acids)
Source: RefSeq, a predicted model, not a curated record
AUGGAAGACCUUGACCUAAGCCAAGAAAGUCAAGCGGCUCUUCUUCAGUACUUUUCUUCAUAUAACACGUACUCAGAAUUUUCCUCUGAACUCUCACACUUCAACGAGGAAAGUGAAAAACCGGAUCUUGAAACUAAAGCUUAUGCGACUGAAACGUUUUGGGAGGACCGUUAUAAAACCGACUCCAAUACUUUUGAAUGGCUCAGUAAUUAUGAAGAGAUCUCAAAUAUAUUAGAUGAGUGGCUUAUGAAUUUCAAAAAAUCGAGCAGGCUCCUUGUAACAGGUUGUGGCACGUCGGAGCUGACACAAAAGUUGUCUGUAAUAGGUAAUUGGAGCGAUAUAGUCUCGAUGGAUUGUUCACCCUCCGUCAUCGAAGCCAUGAAGAAAAAGUACCCGUCACAGGGUGUCACCUGGGAUGUCAAUGACUUGACGCACAUGACAUACCGUGACGGGGAGUUUUCGAUCAUCAUCGACAAAGCGACGAUCGACGCGUUACUUGCAGCGGACAAGAACAGUGAAGAGAGUGAGAAAGACGACGAGAAUAUCAAUCACACGCAAAAUGUUGUGAAAAUGAUGAAAGAACUUUCAAGGGUUUUACAAAGGGGAGGAGUUUUAAUAUGGCUUUCUUUUGGGGAAAAUAAGACAAAUUUUAUUCAAGAAAAUCCAUGGGGAAAAAAUUGGUGUCUUGAAAAAAGUCAAGAAAUUGGAGAGGCGGGGUGCAUGCAGUACACCGCUUAUUUGAUUCGAAAAAAAUGA